CAUCAUUCUUCUGAAUAAAGGAUGCGCCAGAAUUGUGUAGUCAAGAUGACAACUUCUGUGUCCGUUUCAAAUGUAUUACUACUGAUUAAGUCUGAGGCCGGUAACAUCAACAGUGAGGACAAACCCAACCUGCCUCUCUCCUUCCACACUGAGUUCAAACCUAGAGUCACUGGGUCCUGAUUGUAACAGUGGAGUCCAGUUUGCUCUGCAGAAUCCAGAGAUGGCAUCAGUGAAGCUGGAAGACUGCAGUCAAACACUGGAGCUGAAUGUCAACAUUAAAGAUGAAGAAGAGGAGGAGAAGAUUGGGAAAUCUGUUUCUCAUGGACGACUAGAAUUAUGUCUGAGGCCGGUAACAUCAACAGUGAGGACAAACCCAGCCUGCCUCUCUCCUUCCACACUGAGUCCAAACCUACAGUCACUGGGUCCUGAUUGUGACAGUGGAGCCCAGUUUGCACUGCAGGAUCCAGAGAUGGCAUCAGUGAAGCUGGAAGACUGCAGUCAAUCACUGGAGCUGAAUGUCAACAUUAAAGAUGAAGAAGAGGAGGAGAAGAUUGGGACAUCUGUUUAUCAUGGAGAUCAUGUUGAGACAUUCUCUACAUCCAGAGAGCAACAGCAGGAAGAUCACAGAGCUAAAAGGUCUCACCACUGCCCACAUUGUGAGGAGAUUUUCCCAAUUCUAUCAAAGCUAAAAAUACACUUAAAAAUACACACAGGAGAAAAUCUUUAUUCCUGCGCUGACUGCGGAAAAUGCGUCACAACGUCAACUGAGCUAAAAGUUCAUCAGAGAACACACACGGGAGAAAAGCCUUACUCCUGCUCUGAUUGUGGGGUGAGUUUCUCUCGACUGGGCCACUUAAAAAGACAUGAACAUAUACAUACAGGAGAGAAGCCUUGCUUCUGCUCUGACUGUGGGAAGAGUUUUUCUCGACUGGACCUCUUAAAAAAACACAAACUUAUACAUACAGGAGAGAAGCCUUACUCCUGCCCUGACUGUGGAAAGAGUUUCUCUCGACUGAGCCACUUAAAAAAACAUGAACUUGUACAUACAGUAGUGAAGCCUUACCCCUGCUCUGACUGUGCAAAAUGCUUCACAACAUCAGCUCAGCUAAAAGUUCAUCAGAGAACACACACAGGUGAGAAGCCGUACUCCUGCUCUGACUGUGGAAAGAUUUUCUCUCAACUGGGCCACUUAAAAAGACACAAACAUAUACAUACAGGAGUAAAUACUUAUGCCUGCUCUGACUGUGUGAAAUGCUUCAUUACAUUAACUGAUCUAAAAGUUCAUCAGAGAACACACACAGGAGAGAAGCCUUACUCCUGCUCUGACUGUGGAAAGAGUUUCUCUCUACUGGGCAACUUAAAAAGACAUGACCGUAUACAUACAGGAAUGAAGCCGUACUCCUGCUCUGACUGUGGAAAGAGUUUCUCGCAAAUGGGCCAGUUAAAAAGACACCAAGCUAAACAUAAAGGAGAGAAGACUUACCACUCGUAAUGUGGCAAGAGUAACUCAAGUGAAAGUCACCAAGUAAAAUACUACUUGUGUAAAAGGCUGAAAUUAUUUGGUUGUAAAUAUACUUGUAUGUAUCAAAAGUAGAAGUAUGAAUAACUUCAAAUUCCUUAAAUUAACCUCUGGGUGUCCCUAAACCGGGACGGUUGUUGCUAACGUGCGCUAAUGUGACUAGAAUGAUGUUGAAUCCAAAAGCCAACUUUCCGGAACAUAGACAUGUCUUAUAUGGGCAGAAAGCUUAAAUUCUUGUUAAUCUAACUGCACUGUCCAAUUAACAGUAGCUGUUGCAGUGAAAAAAAUACCAUGCUAUUGUUUGAGGAGAGUGCACGACAAUAAAAUAACUUAUCACGGCAACUGGUUUGAUAUAUUCACCUCUGAAGGUAAAUAAUGUACUUACAUUCAGUAAUCUUGCUCUGAUAUGUCAUCCUGAGGGUCCCACAGAUAAAAUGUAGCAUAGUUUCAUUUGAUAAAAUACAUAUUCAUGUUCAACUGUAGUAACUGGGUUCUACAUUUUGAACCCCUGCUGUCUCUGGCUCCACACCCACCCCACCCAGCCAUCAAGAUGUGUGAAGGUUAGUGUAUAAGCUAAUGGUCCGUCAUGUAUGACAUUCCUGGGAGUGUGUAAGCUUAAUUUAUUUUAACCAUAGCAUUUGUAUAUGUUCUCUAUAGUUAUGUACUUAAAUGACCAAUUUGGCACAUUUGGGCAAACUCCUGGCAGACCUGAUACAGUCCAGUAAUGUAAUUCUUCACUGCAUCAGUCAAACUGUGCACACACACUGCUGCCAUCUGGUGGCCAAAAUCUAAAUUACAUCUAGACUCCUAUCUGAAAGUAUGGCCUUUCUCUUGCAUUUCAAAGAUGAUAAAAAAGAAAAACAGUUUUUGUUUGUUUGUAUUAUCUUUUACCAGAUCUAAUGUGUUAUUCUCCUACAUUAAUUUCAUAUUUCCACAAACUUCUAAUUGUUUCCUUUCAAACAGUAUCAAGAAUAUGCAUGUCUUUGCUUCAGGUGCUGAGCUACAGGCAGUUAGAUUUAGGCAUGUCAUUUUAGGUGACAAUGUCACAAAAAAAUGGUGUCCGAUCCUUGAGCUUUUUAAGUGAACCAGACGACACAAUUGUAUUGUUUUUUUAUAUUGCAGAUAGCCAGGGGCACACUCCAGCACCAUUUACAAAUGGAGCAUUUGUGUUUAGUGAGUGCGCCAGAUCAGAGGCAGUGGGGAGGACCAGGGAUGUUAUCUUGAUAGGUGUGUGAAUUGGACCAUUUUCUGUCCUGCUAAUCAUAAAAAAAUGAAAUACUUUUGUACUUUUGGGUGUCAGGGAAAAUGUAUGGAGUAAAAAGUACAUUUUCUUUCGGAAUUUUUGGGAAGAAAACGUUGUCAAAUAUAAAUAGUAAAGUACAGAUACCCCCCAAAAACUAUUUAAGUCAUUCUUCAAAUAAUUUAUUCUUAAGUAGUUUACACCACUGCAUGCAUCCAUGCCGUGUGUCAGCAUUACAGGCUGGUGGUGUGGUGGUUGGGGUGUGUUUUCAGGCCACACAUUGAUAAAAGACGAGCAAUGUUUGAAUGCCACAGGAUAUCUAAACAUCAUUGCCAAUCAGGUGCCUCCCUUCAUGGCAGCAGUGUAUCCAUCUGCAAAUAGAUUUCUUCAGCAGGAUUAUGCCUUGUGCCACAUGGCUUGACAGGGAAUGGUUCCAAGAACAUUACACUGAAUUCCUGUAAUUGUGCAUCUGUGGGAGGAGAAGGAAGGAGCUAUUCAGAGUAGAUCCACUCCCAGCCAACUUGACACAAUUGUGGGACGCAUUGGAGUCAACUUGGGCCAGAAUCCCUGUGGAACGUUCUCAACACCUUCGACAGUCCAUGUCCUGACGAUUUGAGGCUGUUCUGAGAACAAAGGGGGGUGCAACUCAACAAAUAGGUGCUUCUAAUGUUUUGUACACUCAGUAUAUAUCAGAUAAAGAUGGUGUGAUGAUUAGUUUGGGUGGAUUAUUUUAUAUUACUCAAUAACUUUUGUUUUUAAUGAUAAAUGUAGAGCUUGUAUGUAUAUUAUGUAUUUUUAGUGUUUCCUGUUUGACCCCAGGAAGAGGAGCUGCUGGGGAUCCUAAUAAAAUACUAAAUGUAUCAGGUA
This is a messenger RNA of Oncorhynchus masou masou (cherry salmon), 3626 nucleotides long. Its product is annotated as gastrula zinc finger protein XlCGF52.1-like. Lineage: Eukaryota; Metazoa; Chordata; Actinopteri; Salmoniformes; Salmonidae. The transcript has 4 exons. The record is from RefSeq and is a predicted model, not a curated record. Bases 221 to 1492 code for a protein of 423 amino acids.